AUGGUCGGUGCACUGAUCACAGCACUGAUUCUGGGGGUGACAGAGCCUGUUCUCGCAAAUGAUGUUGCUUCCUGCGACAACUCCUCUGCCGUCGGGCCCUCUGGGAGCACCCAGGACCUCGGACCUGGGGCCGGGGAGAACACCCGGGCGUCUGACGGCACCAGCAGCCGCCUCGUGAAUGGGACCGACAGCGAGAGGCCCAGCCAGCCGUGGCAGGGUGCGCUGUUGCUGGGACCCAACAAGCUGUACUGCGGGGCCGUGUUGGUGGACUCGCAGUGUCUGCUCACGGCUGCCCACUGCCGAAAGCAAGUUUUCAGAAUCCGUCUUGGCCACCAUUCCCUGUCACCCAUCUAUGAAUCCAGGCAGCAGCUGUUUCAGGGGAUCAAAUCCAUCCCCCACCCUGGCUCUUCCCACCCCGGCCACUCCAAUGACCUGACGCUCGUCAGACUGAACAAAAGAAUCUGUGAGGCUCAACACGUCAGGCCAUACGCCUCCCAUUGUCCGUCCGCUGGGACCAGCUGCUUGGCGUCUGGCUGGGAAACGACCAGCAGUCCCCAGGUCCACCACUCACUGUGGCCCUUCCCCAAAGUCCUCCAGUGCUUGGACAUCACCGUGCUAAGUGAGGACAGGUGCAAGACGGCCUAUCCAAAUCAGACAGAUGACACCAUGUUCUGUGCUGGUGACCAGGCCGGCAGAGACUCCUGCAAGGGUGAUUCCAGAGGCCCCGUGGUCUGCAGUGGUUCCCUCCAGGUCCUUGUGUCCUGGGGAGACUUUCCCUGCGCCCAGCCCAGCAGACCCGGCGUCUGCACCAACCUCUGCCGGUUCUCCAAGUGGAUCCAGGACACUAUCCGGUCUAAUGCAUGA
Molecule: messenger RNA, 864 nt
Organism: Lagenorhynchus albirostris (white-beaked dolphin)
Lineage: Eukaryota; Metazoa; Chordata; Mammalia; Artiodactyla; Delphinidae
Gene: KLK5
Product: kallikrein related peptidase 5
Biological process (GO): extracellular matrix disassembly; amelogenesis; positive regulation of antibacterial peptide production
Molecular function (GO): serine-type endopeptidase activity
Source: RefSeq, a predicted model, not a curated record